AUGAUUUGUGAUAUAUAAGAGAUUGCAUUCAAUUCAACGCCAUAAAAAGGAAGAGCAUCAUAAGCAAAUACAACAGCUUCAUCUGGUAGUUCAAAAGAUUCCUCCUUUGAAUCCAAAUAUAUGCCGAAAUUAUAAAUACCAAGGCCAUUGCUAAGUUAAGAUGAGAAGUUUGAAGCUUCUUUAUGUGCAUUUGGUAUCACAUUCUUAUCAUGAGACUUUAAACUACUUAUGCCUGAUGAAGGAAGUCUCUAUAACCAAAAAUUACUUAUUUAGGAACUUAUUGAUAUGAAGUUUUUAUUUGAUUGUGAUCAAAACCUAUUGUAUUAAAAAAUGAAUACCCUUUACUACAACCUUGACAUUUAAGAAGAGAAUGUAAUUAUUCAUUUAUUAGAGAAGAUUCUUUGUGAUGACAGAACCACUCUAAUGCUAAAAAAUAUACCUAAAUACAUGAGACCAAGUGAUUUGAGAAACCUAUUAAAUAAAGACUUCAAGUUAUAAUUUGAUUUUCUUUACCUUCCAUCUGAUAAUAAUGUAAUUAUUAAUUAAUCAGAUAAGAAUGAAGGAAACCUAGGCUAUGCAUUCGUCAAUUUCAUUUCCCCAGAAAUUGUAUUGAAAUUCUUCAAAAAAUACAACAAUAAUAAAUGGAGUAUAAAUGAUAAAGUAGACUAAGAUAUUAAUUAUAAAAGCAAAUCUGUUAAUUGAAGUAUGCAAAGUUACAGGGUCGAAGAGAUUUGAUGAACUAAAUGGAUGAAUGA
This is a messenger RNA of Paramecium octaurelia, 755 nucleotides long. Lineage: Eukaryota; Ciliophora; Oligohymenophorea; Peniculida; Parameciidae. The record is from the annotation of a GenBank genome assembly.